GCGAGAACAUAAAGAAAUCAUGGCGAUGUUAGGACAACAAGGGCAGUGUAAGUUUGAGGACAAAUGGCCAAGUAUGCGGCCGACCGUCCUCAAGCUGCUUCGACAAGAGGCCGUCACACGUGAUGAGUGGCAUGGACUCUUCUGGGCCGUACAUUCUGUAUGUAUGUGGGAUGAGAAAGACGGACCACCAAAAAUCUACCAAGCACUACAGGAUGACAUUCUGGACUUCAUCAAACAGGCACAAACACGUGUGCUUCAACACAAGGAAGAUUCAGCCUUGUUGCGAGCAUACAUCGCGGAGUGGGGCAAGUUCUUCACUCAAUGUAACUACCUGCCCAAGCCAUUCAACCAGCUAGAGGCCAACCUACUAGGGAAAUUACACAGCAGCAUGCCCAAGAAGGCACAAGGAGGCGAGGAGAGCCUUGUUAGGAAGCUGAUGCUUGACAGCUGGAAUCUGAGUAUCUUCUCCAACAUCAAGCAGCGCCUGCAGGACAGUGCCAUGAAACUAGUUCAUGCAGAGAGGAAUGGAGAAGCGUUCGACUCACAGCUUGUUAUAGGUGUCCGAGAGUCAUAUGUUAACCUAAGUUCUGAUGUAGAAGACAAACUAAAGAUUUAUCGUGAGAAUUUUGAGAAGGCCUACCUUGAGGCGACAGAAGCAUUCUACAAGGUGAAGGCCCCCCGGUACCUGGAGGACAAUGGUGUACAGAACUACAUGCGGUACGCAGACUCCAAGCUGAAGGAGGAGGAGGCUAGGGCUCGCAGGUACCUCGAGACGGGGUAUGGCUGUAACUCAGUCGCAGCUCUGACAGAGUGUUGUGUGCGGGUGUUGGUGACCGACUUCAAGGAGACGAUUCUACAAGAAUGUGCAUUGAUGAUCAAGAACAAUGAGACAGAGAAGUUGCGGUUGAUGUUCAGUCUGAUGGACCGAGUGGCAGAUGGCAUCACACCAAUGCUGCACGACCUAGAGUCACAUAUCAUCAGUCAAGGCCUGGCAGACAUGAUGGCCUCCGCCGAGACAAUCACCUCAGAUUCCGAGAAGUAUGUUGAGCAGCUGCUUGACCUAUUCAACCGAUUCAGUACCCUGGUACGAGAAGCCUUCAGCGAUGACCCACGCUUCCUCACGUCAAGAGACAAGGCCUAUAAGAGUGUAGUAAACGACACAUCAGUAUUCAAGUUAGAAAUUCCAUUGAAAAACAAGGGAGUGGGCACCAAGACACAGCCGGAGUCCAAGUGUCCGGAGCUCCUGGCUAACUACUGUGAUAUGUUGCUGCGGAAAACUCCCCUCAGUAAAAAACUAACCUCUGAAGAAGUCGAGAAGAAACUUAAAGAUGUUUUAUUAGUGUUAAAGUAUGUGAUGAACAAAGACGUGUUUAUGCGGUACCAUAAAGCUCACCUGACACGACGGCUCAUCUUGGACACGUCCGCGGACAAUGAGAAGGAAGAAAACAUGGUGGAGUGGCUGAGGGAGGUUGGUAUGCCAGCAGACUAUGUCAACAAGCUGGCCAGGAUGUUCCAGGACAUCAAGGUCAGUGAGGACCUCAACAACGAGUUCAAGGACGCCCACCGAAACAACAAUGAAGGAUUGGCAGAUGCAAUAAACAUAAAGAUCCUGAACGCAGGGGCGUGGGCGCGGUCUAGCGACAGAGUAGCUGUGUCGCUUCCCAUGGAACUGGAAGACUAUAUUCCGCAGGUGGAAGAGUUCUACAAACAGAAGCACAGUGGUCGCAAACUUCAGUGGCAUCAUCUUAUGUCUAAUGGCAUUAUAACAUUUUGCAAUGAUUUAGGAAGAUAUGAUCUAGAAGUUACAACAUUUCAAAUGGGAGUUUUGUUUGCCUGGAACCAGAGACCCAGGGACAAAAUAUCCUACGAGAGUUUGAAGUUAGCAACUGAACUCCCCGAUGCAGAACUCAGGAGGACUGUUUCUGUGCUUCAGUCCCUGGUGGCGUUUCCCAAGAUAAAGCGACAGAUCUUGUUGUGUAGUCCGGAUGUGAAGGCCCCCAAGGAUGUUGACGACAACACACAGUUCUGGAUCAAUCAGGAGUUUGCCCUUAUCAAAAACGGAAAAGUUCAAAAGCGUGGCAAGAUGAACCUGGUUGGCCGUCUGCAGCUAUCUACAGAGAAGACAAAGGAGGAGGAUAAUGAAGGCAUAAUGCAGCUUAGGAUAUUACGUGUACAGGAGGCAAUAGUGAAAAUAAUGAAGAUGAGGAAAAGAAUUACAAACGCUGCCUUACAGACCGAACUUGUAGAAAUCCUGAAAAACAUGUUUCUGCCUUCAAAGAAACUGAUUAAAGAACAGAUCGAGUGGCUCAUUGAGCACAAGUAUAUGAAGCGAGACGAGGAGAACAUCAACAUGUUCAUAUACAUGGCAUGAACACUAGCAACAUGAACAUUAUGCAAUUUUCAGGGACGUGAAAAUUUCAUACUAGACUGAAGAAGGUUUUCCCCUGUACACAUGGGGCAGUUUUAAUUCAUUGUCUAUUUAUUGGUGCAAGCCUGAGUGUGAACACAGUUGGAUGUUUUCAGAGGUCAGCCAGUGAGCUGGCCCAAGCAGUAGGUCUCUUGAAAUGUCCUGAAUGAUCAGGUGGGACAAGCAGCCUUCUGGGCCCACUGUACUGAUGUUUGGAUUCAAUUUAAUGGAAGUGUUCAAAUGACUGAGAGCUAGAAUUCCUUGAAUGGUGAAAUUGUAUUCAGAUUUAUGACUAAAUUAUGAAACAAGUUGGUUUUUCAAAGUUUGAGUCAGAAAUAUUGAAGUCGGCAAGCUUGUCACUAAAGCAUUUUAGGAUGGAUGUCAUGCCAAAUGAUGGCACUGUUAUCUUAAACUCCUACAGAUGUCAACUUCAGUGAAUUACUUGCUCAUAUUUAGAACAACACCUAAAUGCACAUUUUAGAAAUACCAUUGAAUAUUAUACUUCUAAAAUUGUUAAGGAAAACACUAUACAUUCAUGUUACUAUAGUUCAUCUCCUCCGGCAUUAAUCCAACACUUGAAAUAAUGUACUAGUUUACAGCUCUCUAAGCAAUGUCAGCAAGUUUUACAAACUGCAUCUCAUAACUUUUCUCCAUGUCUGAAAUAUGGCAGUUCUAGUGGUCAUGAAAGCAUCUGCGUCUUACCGUCCCUUUGGCUGAAGAUUGUCUGAAGAAGUUCCAAGUUCCUGUGGUGGACAGGCAGGAUUACCUACAGCUAGACACCAGUCCAGCAAGACUGUGGGGAGCAUGGACAUUGGAAGUGAGAAGUCUGCUGAAGGUGGAGACACAAAGCAGCCUAGACUGCUGUGUUCACUUCAUAGAUAACCUGUCUUGAUUAUGGUAUAAAAGUUGGUCAUCUAGUAAAGUAAGUCCGCCAAUAUGGAGAUAUCUUGAUACAGUGGAAACCUGUUAAUCUGUUCUUUGCAACAUGUAAUGGAUUGACCAAUGUCUGGAUUAUGGAAACUACAUUGUUAGGAGUGCCUGAUUGCCACUGUACAGGGUUUGCUGUAAAGGAAGUGUUUGGUUGUCAACAUUUUAAUGGCCUACUUGAAGGAUCUUCCACCUGCUGGGACAUUGGUAGCCAUGUGGCUAUGGCCUUGCUCUGAAGCGUUGUGUUCCUUAGUCAACCCCAUUUGAUGUAUUACAAUUUCUAUCUAACCACAAUUAUCCAGAAAGGGAGGUGUCCAGAUUUGUCAGGGUCCUCUCCUACAGGGUCUCACUGUACAGGGUGAAACAGUUUUACAGGGCUGCUAGUUAUACAGAAUAGUCAACUGGUUGAAAGACACCACAUCUAUGAGAUCAACACUGUUGAAUCUAGAAUGGUUGACAGUUAAAUAUUUCUUGAAAUAAUGUUCUUUAUACGCACACAUAAAGCUUGUAGUAUGCUCCAUAUUUCUCUAUUAGAUGUCUAUGCCAAUUACAUGAAAUGUUUUAACGUGUUUCAAUCAAAUAAGGUUUUACCAAUACUUUUAUGAUGUGAGUGUCAGAAUAUUGAGUACAUCCUAUCAGUCUUUUGCCCUCUCAUCUGUGUUAAAAGAGACUGACAACUUUCUGCCCUGUAUGCAGUGGGGUACACCUGACUAAUAGCCUUUAUUUGAAGAGACACAUAUCAUUUAUGACCUUUAUUCAGAGGACACAUGAUUUAUUACCUGUAUUUAGAAAGACACAUUAUUAAUAACCUUUAUUCAAAAACAGAUAACCUUUAAGCAAAGAGACAGAUAUGAUUGAUUUCCUUGAUUAAGAAAGACACAUGAUUCCAGAUAACCCAGAUCAUACCAAUGCUUACAGUUUUCACCAAAGUGAUAAAGACCCGCAUGGUUUUCUCCAUGAUGCAAUGGUAUGUUAAAGGACUGUUCCAAGCAACAUUAACUGAAACUCAAUCACCAUUGUCAGUCACCUGUUUCAGCGGGAGUGUUCUCCUAACAACUCUUCCAACAUCUCACUAACAACAGUUACACUUGUCAGGACCUAGACUGGAGCUGGAAUUAUAGUAUCCCAUAUAUAAUGUAUGACAUAACAUAAGACAAACAAAUAUAACAUCACAAAUAUAGUUUGAAACAUUGCAUUGAAAGAUUUUCAAGCAUUUGGAAAACACCAAGGAAAUUGAAAAUAUAUACCUCUGACUUUUUAUGUUAUUUUUAAUUCAUGUAGGAAACAGACUGGUUCCAGUCUAGUGAGACGACGAACACAUCAGGGACCUGUUGAUCAUAACCUCACCUACUGUCUCAGUAUUUUCAGUGUAGUGGGAAAAUGAAGGAGGAGGGACAUGGACUCAGUUGUAUCCCAGUUCUACGGGAGAAUCAUCUCAGGUGUUGGUAAUGAUGCCUGUAUUCAUAUUUCAGUGUAUCUUUUUGCUCUUAGAUUUAUAGAGAAUGUUUUAAGUAAUAGGCGGUCAUAACAUCAUGACUCUGUGUUAUAAUGUAUUGACAUUCUGCUGCAUGGUCUGGUGACGCUUUGAAGAGUCUUCAUUCAAUGCUUCUUAGGUACUAUUAUCUUGAAAACACAUUUAAAAAAUAUGUAUUUCGUUCGAACAACAACUGUGACUAAGACUAUUUAAGACCAAUAAGUGGAUGCUUCCCUGUCCAAACCAGUCUGUGUAGCCAGUUCCUAGCUCGGUGUGGAGAACCCUCAUUUAGCACCAACUGUUCCAGAGAUGCCAAAACCCUCCCGAAUUUAUCGGAUUCAUUAAAAAAAAUGCAUGUCGAUUCCGCCAUUCUGACAAAGGCAAAUUCAUUCAAAAUUCAUUCCGAUUUUGUUCAAAAUAUAACAAAGAUAUAGAUAGAGGGCUAGGAUCAUCUUUGACUAUAAAUAAUGAUAAUUAAAUAAAUAGAACACUAUAUUUACAGAAGUUCUCAAAUUGUUUACACAAGAAAGUAAUCGGAUAGUAGAGUAGGCUGCCUGAUAAAUUCCAUGCACUGUUUUUUUAUUCACUUAACAUUCACAAACACUGCUGCCGAGUACUGACAACCCAUUUCAGUUGUAUAAGGAUCGCUAUGUGUAAUGGCAUUGAAAGUUUCGUUCCUUGAGUGCAACAAUUUAUAAGGAUCCUUCAUUUGUAGGGAACAUUUCUAUUUUUUUCUAUCUUAGGGAGCUCAGAUUCCUAAUUGCUCCAAUUUGGGGUUGGCAUCUCUGCUGUUCUAUGGGAACCCUGGCUUCAACUCUGAUCAACGUGUGCUGCCAGCUUCCUGUGUCCCUGGCCAUGGCUUACGUACGGUGCUGGGAGAAAUGUAAAACCACACUUCCCCCUUCGGUCUACGAUUCAAUGCGAUUCUGUGUGUAUGUUCUGGUUCCUGAGUUCUUGUUGCACCUCCAUCUGUGUUUGUAAGGCCUUCUUUAGUGCAGGUGAACUGCUGUAAAUGAAAGGGUCCUCGUGACGAGAUCUAUUUUAAUGUGAAUCAACUUGGAAAUUGAAUAUUUAAGUGUCACAGGUGGUUAGGGGAUCAGUACAGUUUUUGUGGUAAACCCUUCCUCACUUCAAACCUUCCCUCCUCUCCAUGUCAUAACGGAAAUACGGUUCUAAGUGGUGUUACAAAGUCACCCCAUUGGUCUCUUGAGUGGACACAUGCACUGCUCUGAAGGAGCCAGCCAGCUUAGCCAUUCACAUCACAAAGAUUAGAAAAUUGUUUGAUAUUGCACAAUCAUAGAAAUAUUGAUAUUUUGGUAAAUAGGCACUUGAGCUUAGCGUGUGGCAUUAAGAUUUGUUUGUAGGAAAGGUGAAAAAUUUAUAUUUGUAUUUAAGAAAACUAUGUAGUUUCAGUUAGUAUAGCUAUUUUCUGAUGUGAUGUAAUGAAAUAUUUCAAAUCAUUCAGGUUUGUGGGAUCUUCUUUAAGUAUGACCUAGGUUCUGUACAGGGUUAGCUCGAUACAACUGCAUAGAUAGGCGAUGGAGACAGAGGCUUUGCGUGUCCAGCUUGGCAUGGAACGCUUUCUGGGUUUGUCAGCACCAUGUGAAGGUCUCCGGCCCACCCACAUUAGGCUGAUACAACUGUAGUACUGUUUAUUGUGGCAUUGAACUCAACUCACUCACUCACUGGGGUGGAAUGAGAGGGAACUAGGAGUAUGAAAUACUCACGGUGGUGUUUCCAUCAGUGACAGUGGCUUCAACUUGCAGUACUACACACUGCAGGCUCAUCUCUAAGAUAACUCUAAGACACUGGGUGAAUUCCCAAACCUUGUUCUGGCCUCCCAGGAAACUGAAGGGCGUAAUAGGUCCCAAUUCAGCAGUGUUCCUCCCUGAUGCAGGUCUUCAGUAUACGACAGAACACCUUGCAUGCCACCUGAGAUUCCCCAGUACACUAAUCUUGUCUCAGUGAUAGGUCCCCAGUGCAUUAAGCUUGUCUUCUGUGUUGAUUCAGAGGCAGGAUAGGUCCCCAGUUCACAUUUCAUCCUGUGUGGAUUCUGGGGUAGAAUAUGUCCCCAGACAUGAUAGGUCCCCUGUCUUGCAUCGUGUGUGGAUUCUGAGGUAGAAUAUGUCCCCAAACAGGAUAGGUCCCCACCUUGCAUCCUGUGUGGAUUUCGUGGUAGAAUAUGUCCCAGAGCCCUAAGCUUGUUACCCCAUGUCGAUUAGAGACAGGUUCACAGCCGAUCAUACAAGCUGACUGUUGUUUGGUCAAUACCAUGUGCAAUAUUGACUGCUGUCAUUACGGCUGCAUUGUUUUGGUUAGCAGGAUUUCCUACCCCAGAAUCAAUUGUCGACAGGUUGCUGGAAUACGGCUGAAAUGUUGCUGGCUGUAGCACAAAACAACAUCCAGUCACUGGCUUACUGACCGAUAGCACCACUGUAAUUCCUUACUGACUGAUAGCACCACUGUAAUUCUUUAAUGAUCCCAGAUGUAGAUCCUUUGAAAUACUGUCAUCGUCAGCAUUAUCCAAUCUUUGUCUGCAUCAGUUAUCAUGCUGAAGAUGAUGAUAGUCCAAAGUAUUGAUGCAGUGAGUAAAUCAGUAGAUGGGAAUAACUUUUAUAACAACAUUCCUCGACUGAGGAUGGAAUGCAUGUAUUCUGAUUCCUAUCUCCAUAAGGACAUCAGCACUGUGACCUCUUUAAUUCCCCAUGGCAGUAUUCCACUAAGGAGUUGUCAGUUUGGGCUGUCAUGUCAGACCCACGAUUCCCAAACAAAAUAUGAAAUUUGUCAUGUGUUUGUCAAAAGUGGGUUUGUUGAAUGCAUCUUCAUCACCGAUACCUUACAUGUUGCUCAGUAUGAAUAACAUGUUCAUCCGGUCAAGUCUUGGUUAUUAUUUUGCUUCCACCAUGAUAAUGCCAUUUGUACAAAUCUCUUAAACUUAGUGCAUCACAUUGGCCAGACACGUUUACUGUAUUAUGUAUAAGUUGGUUUUCAGGAUUUUAUGGAGCAUGGCCAACCAACCCAGUGGUUAAAGGCAAUGAAUGCUCGAUGCAGACUUGCAUCCUAGAUCUGAUUACCGAACAGGUCCUUCAGUAUCUGUACUGAUAUAUUGCCCACCCCAGUGUUGGCUACACCUCCCCUCUCUCUAGUCUUUAUUCCUGACCACACUCCAUGGUCCCAUAAGAUGUCUGUAUGGCAAGUACACUUAGUUCUUGAAAGCCCAGAUCCUUUACAAAGUCAUUUACACUGGAACUGAUGUAACAUCUGACAGACCAGAACCAACAUACCAACAAUAUUUCUGGAACAUUAUUUAAGGAACUUGAACUUGAUUAUAGUCGACUGAUAGUGAACCUCUAUUUCAUUGCUUCCGAUUAAUUAGAACAUGAACAAACCUGAAGACAAACACUCAACACUGUAUAUAGUAAGUGUUAUAGGUUUAUUUCAGUAGAGCACUAUCUGGACAUACACAUCUGUGAGAUACGUGGAGUCACUAUGGUAGACAGUGACAUCACUAGCAAUCUAUAUGUGAUUCCUGGCUAUUGAACCAGCCAGAACGCACAACCAUGUGAGCUGUGAAAGUUAAACCAUUCGCAUGAAUUGUAAUCAAAUACAGUACAUUGAGCAUGCAGUGUAUAUGUUGCAAUGGUAAAAGCCAUGUUUCUUUUUUACAAAUUUGGGACAUAACCUCAAGUAUUCAUACGCAAUGAACAGUCUGAUUUGAAGCCUAGGAAUCUAAUGUUUUGUCAAUCAGAGUAUGGCACACUUCAUCUUACAAUCACAGGUGAUCAAGUGCAUGGCACAAGUCCAGGCACCCUAUCAUCGUACAUCAUACAGGUGAUACAUCUUUGGCUGUAUGGAGCAGUUAUAUUUCCUUAAACUUUGUGAACUUAAUUGGGAUCCUUAAUUAUGCUGUAUUAACUGCCGAUAUCGGUGUGAAAUUGGGAUGCCGAUUUGAUGUGAAUCUAUGAGAAAUAUUUCUAUUUUUCCUAUCUAUUUAUUACUAUGUGUAAUAUGUUAUUGCUAGGAAUAACUGACGUUUCCGUGAGAAUGAACCUCCAAGAAUAUGUUGUUGUGUAAUAACUGUGUGAAUUGUGGGGGUUAUCCCACGUUAUGUACAUAUGCUUUUUUUAAAAGCAGAAAAAAAUAAAAAGUGUAUAAUAUGUCA
Messenger RNA from Haliotis rubra (blacklip abalone), 8970 nucleotides. RefSeq names its product cullin-5-like. NCBI's taxonomy places the organism in Eukaryota, Metazoa, Mollusca, Gastropoda, Lepetellida, Haliotidae. Gene Ontology annotation, biological process: protein ubiquitination; SCF-dependent proteasomal ubiquitin-dependent protein catabolic process. The record is from RefSeq and is a predicted model, not a curated record. Gene Ontology annotation, cellular component: SCF ubiquitin ligase complex; Cul5-RING ubiquitin ligase complex. Gene Ontology annotation, molecular function: ubiquitin protein ligase binding.